UGAUGAAGCUGACUCUGUCUCUCUGUUGCUUCCAUCUGCUUCUGCUCCUCAAUUAUGGCCGAGGCAAACCUCAGUCCGACUUACAGAACUUGAAGCGGAUUUUGGAGGAGAUGAACGGCAUACCUCAUGGCUCCUCGGAGGAGACGCCGGACGCGGAGAAGUCGGAGCGGGGAGAUCCAAACUGGCGUCCGGGGGACUUCUCGGACCCUGGCAACUCGGCACUGGAGGCUAAGACCGACGUCUUCUCCCGCCUCUUCAAAGACCUCUUCCGGACCUCCAAAGGCUCCUGGGGCCGCUACAAGAAAGGCGGGCUGAGGAGCUGCUUUGGCGUCCGCUUGGACAGGAUCGGAUCUUUCAGCGGGCUGGGAUGCUGAGGGGGAGGAGAGAAAAAGGCUAACACCAUCAAGACCCGUCAGCAAAGUAUCAACAUUGUUUUUAUUGUACAUUUUCCCUUUCAUAACUUGUUGUUUAUGUUUGAAUUAUUAUGCUGCUAACAAAACACUUGCCUUGUAUUAAAUAGUUUUGGAGUA
Nerophis ophidion (straightnose pipefish) is the source of this 530-nucleotide messenger RNA. RefSeq names its product natriuretic peptide A-like (gene nppal). The record is from RefSeq and is a predicted model, not a curated record. Lineage: Eukaryota; Metazoa; Chordata; Actinopteri; Syngnathiformes; Syngnathidae. Gene Ontology annotation, cellular component: extracellular region. Gene Ontology annotation, molecular function: hormone receptor binding; hormone activity. The transcript is spliced from 3 exons. The coding region runs from base 3 to 374 and encodes 123 amino acids.